AUGACAACAUAUGAUGAUUUACUGCACCAAAUUGGGGAAUUUGGAUGUUUUCAGAAAAAAGUGUUCUUGAUAACGUGUACUCUUGGUUUUAUUCUUUGUCCUAUAUAUACUGGUAUUGUCUUCUUAGGAUUUACCCCGGAACAUUGGUGUAGCAUCCCUGGAGUAGCUGAGUUGAGCAAAACAUGUGGCUGGUCUCUAACAGAAGAAAAGAAUUAUACUAUCCCCACAGUAAGCAGUGGUCAAAGCUUUACAUACAGCCAGUGCCAGAGAUAUGAUAUAAAGUGGAACAGCACAGAAUCUGAUUGCUUUAAUCCACUAUCACAAUUUACAAACUAUUCUACAAGCCUGUCAGUGACAGGGUGUGAAGAUGGCUGGAUCUUUAAUGGUUCAGGGUCAACAAUUGCCACGGAGUUUAACCUUGUGUGUGCCGAUGCGUGGAAGGUGGACAUGUUUCAGUCGUGUCUAAGCACGGGAUUCCUAGCUGGAAGCGUUGUGCUUGGCAACUUGUCUGACAGGUUUGGCAGAAAACUCAUUUUUAUUCUGUCUGUAUUUGUGACAUCUGUUUCUGGAGUUCUUCUUGCUGCAGCACCAAGUUAUCCAUGGCUGCUCGUCUUCCGAAUUUCCCAGGGGUUGUUCUCUAAGGCAGGCUGGACUGUAUUAUAUGUACUCAUGACAGAACUGGUUGGAUCACAUUACAGAAGAACUGUUGGUGCUCUUACCCAAAUGGGAUUUUCUUUUGGCCUUUUUGCUGUUCCAGCUGCUGCAUAUUUCAUUCGGGAAUGGCGAUGGUUGCAAUUUGCUUUUUCUGCUCCAUAUUUUUUCUUCUUACUGACCUAUUGGUUCCUUCCAGAAUCUCCAAGAUGGCUACUCUCACAAAAUAGAAAUACUGAAGCCAUGAAUGUAGCAGAAAAAAUUGCAAAGGGGAAUGGCACAAAACUGACUACCAAAGUACAGAAUCUCAAAAUAAAUAAUGAAGAAAAAGAAUGUACAAGGCCACCCUCCUUUGGUAGUCUUAUCAGGACACCACAAAUAAGGAAGCACACAUUAAUUUUGAUGGUUAAUUGGUUUACAUCUUCUGUUGUAUACGGUGGUCUUGUUUUGCGUCUGGGAAUUCUUGGAGGAAACAUCUACCUGGAUUAUGUUAUUGCAGCAGUGGUAGAACUUCCUACAGCUGUGCUCAUUUAUAUAGUAAUUGAUCGUGUGGGUCGUCGUCUUCCAUUUGCUGUGUCAAAUUUGGUGGCAGGAAUAGCAUGUUUAAUAACUGCUUUUGUUCCUGAAGAUUUGAAAUGGUUAAAGACAUGCAUGGCAUUAAUUGGACGACUGGCAAUCACAUCUGGUUUUGAACUAGUCUGCUUGGUAAAUGCUGAACUGUACCCUACAUUCAUCAGGAACCUUGGUCUGUCCGUCUGCUCAGCGUUCUCUGAUAUUGGCGGGAUCAUUUCACCUUUCAUUCUCUACAGAUUAGCUGCAGUAUGGUUUGAACUCCCACUCAUAGUAUAUGGUGUGAUGGGCUUGAUUGCAGGGGGACUGGCCUUUCUUUUACCAGAAACCAAAGGCAGGACUUUGCCAGAGACAAUUGAAGAUAUCGAAAACAUGCACAGGUAUGAUAUGAAAAUGAAGAAAUUUGAUUGUAGUGUUUUUAAUUUUAGAAGCUGA
Protopterus annectens (West African lungfish) is the source of this 1656-nucleotide messenger RNA. It is a transcript of the gene SLC22A2, whose product is annotated as solute carrier family 22 member 2. The coding region runs from base 1 to 1656 and encodes 551 amino acids. The transcript has 10 exons. Gene Ontology annotation, biological process: transmembrane transport. The record is from RefSeq and is a predicted model, not a curated record. Gene Ontology annotation, cellular component: membrane. NCBI's taxonomy places the organism in Eukaryota, Metazoa, Chordata, Ceratodontiformes, Protopteridae.